GAUGGGCAAGAGAGAUGGCAGCGCCUGCAUCCCUAUUCCUAGGCAGAUGCUCAAUGUGGAUUGCUUCAGGUACUUGGACAGCUUCAAGUAGGACCUGGAACUGUUAUAAGCACGCCAUGUAGCACAAGAGGAGAUGAUCAAGUCCAACGCCAGGAUAAAGGACACUCCUCACUGUUAUAAUAACAAUUUCUCCACGUAUCAUCCCCCCAUAUCAUGCUGCAUAUGCACAAUCCCCUCCAUCCUUCCCCGACUUGGGGGCGUCAGCCACCGGCCUAACCAUCAAGACUGCUUGGCUACUCGAAUGAUUCUUCAAAUUCUAAAGGCCGGUACCGACAGCCUUGUCCGACAUCAACGCCGAUCACCUCGUGAGAAGGCUUCCCAGGAUCGCAAACCUUGGUUUCCCAUGGGUCCCCUUGGACACCCAACACGGUGUUGUGACGAGAUUGCGUACUGUAGGGGGAUAUCAUCACCCUUUACAGACUUUCUUAUGCUGGAAAUGUCGCUGCCUGGCGAAAAAGCGGAUCAUGGUCUUAUUGUUUCCUUUUUGCCUUUGUUUCCUGCUUCCGUCCACGAGGCAUCUUGACCCACUGAGAAGCCGGGGAAACUGGAGAAGACUGGAGAACGCAACACAUGGUCGUGGAGUCGUGGAUCCUUGGUGGUGAGCCAAACGUGAUAGGCAUCCAUAUAAGUGCAUUGGGUAUGACUUCAUCUUCGCCCUCUGCUA
Molecule: messenger RNA, 724 nt
Organism: Trichoderma harzianum CBS 226.95
Lineage: Eukaryota; Fungi; Ascomycota; Sordariomycetes; Hypocreales; Hypocreaceae
Exons: 1
Coding region: 134-583 (149 amino acids)
Source: RefSeq, a predicted model, not a curated record